AUUUGAUGUUGACUUAUAUAGAGUUCUACUAGCGUUGAGAGGCACAUCAUUCAUGAAUAAUUGAGUAUGUAAUGUGGUAUCCUGUAACUGUUUUGUAGAAGUGCUAUGCUGCGAGUUUAGGUUUUCUUUUGGCUAGUGACUAUUAGGCUACAAAAGAAUGACACAAGAAUUGACAGAAGCAGACUUUGGAGGACAUUUCAUGGUUUGGUUUCUGCAGCAAUAAGGGAAACAUGAUGUGUCCAGAGAUGUUAUCAUAUAUGAUGGAUUUUAUAGUUCAGAGGACUGACGUCUGAGCUAAUGGGCUGUCUGACAUAGAAGUACAUGACAUCAGAGCUACAUAUUGAUGGAAAUUUUGGUUAGUCAACUUUGCGGGACAUCGCUCAUUGCAGAAAAAUGACAGGGCACUCAGAGGAAGACACAACAUCUCUGUCUGUGAAGGAGGGCAGAGAAAAACGUGUAUCAUUUCCCCCAGAUGAGGAGAUGGUGUCUGACUUUGUGGAGAGCAGGGUUCAGCUUCAAGAGGCUGACAGUCUCAGUCUGACAGAUAUAAUUCUGGCCUACAAGCAGAGCUGUGAAAAAAACCACGUGAAACCAAACCCAAAGGCUCUUGAUCAAUUAAAGGUACUGUACAGUGGAAUAAUGUGCAUUAAACAAACACGGCACUUCUCACGCUUUGAUUUCUUGCUAAUAUUAGGUUAUUUGUGCAGAAGAUUUGCGGUUAUUGAUACCAGUAGAAGUGAGCUUGAAGUGCGGGUCAGCAUGUUCUGGCUUCCUGCGCCCUGUCAUACACUGAUGGCAUCUAACUCCAACUCUCAGUGUCAUUAUCUGCACAUGGCAGAGGGGAUUAGAAAAAUUGGAUUUCUGAUCCCCCCUUCCUAUGGUACAGUUAAUCUAAAAAGUGGUAUCUCCAUUUUGAUUGCUUUUCCAGGUGAACGGUUAGAUUAUUGUUCCUGCGAAUCUCUUGAAGAGAUCCUGAAAUCAUUGCAAUUUGAUUUUAUCAGUCUGCAGGGGGCCGAGCUUGAGGAAAAUGGAGCAUCAUCUUUGCUGGAUAUGUUUUUGUACUACGAAUCAGCCACGCACCUCGACGUGUCCUCAAACUCAGGCAUGGGAUUCUCAGGUUGGCUUUCACUGUCACACCUCCUUCGACAGAGUGGAUGCCUGUGGAGGCUAGAUGCUUGCAACAUGCCCAUGGUGGACUACGCCGCACAGGCCUUGUCAAAAGCCCUUCUCACCAGCAGGCUGACAGUGCUACACCUUGAAAACACCUGCCUGAGCGGCAAACCUCUCUUCACACUUGUCGGUGCUCUGAAAAGGAACGUCGCUUUGCAGGAGCUUUACCUCUCUGAAAACAACCUCAACGGCUACCAGGACUCCAUGCAACUUGCCGACCUCCUUAAAUACAACAACACUCUUAGAACCUUGGACCUAAGCAACAAUUCCACAUCUGACUCAGGUUUGGAGGAGAUUUGUGAUGCUUUGAGCUUUCAGAAGACUGGUUUGAGGAAUCUGAUACUGAGUAACAAUCACAUCACUCAUCUUGGCAUGAGCCAUCUACAGAAUGUUUUGCCCCGCUUAAAAACCCUCGAAACGUUAAACCUUGGCAAAAACAACCUUGAGAACAGAGGCAUUCACACGUUAAAGGAGUCCCUCAUGAUCAAUCGCUCUUUAUUGCAACUUGGCCUAGCUGCCACAGGAAUAACAUGCGAGGGUGCUGUGACUUUGGCUGAGAUCCUUGCAGAGAGUCCACAGAUCCAGCGUUUGGACGUACGGCAGAACCAGGUGCUCGCUGGGGGCCUCAUGGCUCUCUCAUUGGCCCUAAAGAUCAACCGUUCACUCAUCAGACUGGAUCUGGACCAACACCUGAAAGAGGAAAAGGAGGACUUCCUGGUUGAAACGCAGAAGACGCUGCUGAGCAGGAUCUCCGAUCUGUGCGUGGUGAACGCGACGGCCGCCAAGGGGACGGCUCUGCUGCCUGCUCCUCCGGACCCGGCCGACUGCGCCGAGACCACCUAUUCACUCCCCGCCCAAACAGCCGAGUAGAAGACAUAUAAGCAUAAUAAUUCUAUGGCAAAUAACGAUAACCAUAAAACUCCAAAUCCCUGUAAUAAAGCCGAAGCCUUUCUCCCUAAUGAAACAGUGGCCCUCCUGCUGUUUCCUGCCUAAUGUUCCCGCCGAGGCUUCCUCCACUUUCCAUAAAGCAAUUUUGCAAGCCCACUCCCAACGUGAAUCAUCUCGAAACGAAGAGAAGCAUCUCCCUCCAUCUCUCCUCGUGUCCCCGGAGGGUGACGCUGACUAAAUCUGUGUUGAUACAGAGGUGUGCUCUAAAUCCUGUUUGCUCGGGUUCCAUCUCCCCUAAUAUUCACACUCUUGUAUGAGGCCCCUUCCCUGCCUGCGUCUGCUAAUGUAGCGUAUCGUCGUCUGGAUGACAAGACGACAUCGAUGAGUUUCUCACAAUGUGUGGGAAGGAGAACAUAUGUUAAAUUUAAGAAGCUGGGAUUUACCUCUGCGCGGGUCUUAGUUUACAUGCACUGCUCGGCGCUAGCCGACAACAAAGGACGAAUCGCCGUUUUGUGCGGUUUAAGUUGUGGAUGCACAUGAAAAGGUGUUAUAUCUGAAAAUAUAGGCGGCUUUUGUGGAAGUCGCACUAAAUCUGCCCAUCUGCCGUGACUUUAAAUUCAAAGUAAUUAAGAAUAUGUUUGGUAAAUGAAAAACAACCUUUGUGAAAUGCAUUAAAUGAGUUAACGGUGAGAUUGGGUUUGUAAAUUUGAUUUGAAUUUCCGUUAACAUUUCCACACUAAAGUGUGUAAUUACAGUGUUUAAAAAUAGGCUUGUUUUUUUUUUUUUUUUUUGGUGUGUGUGUGUGUGUAAUCAAUUAGAUUUAAUUUCUCCAACACAUGCCAUUCAUUUAUUUCUAAUUAAUUCUGUUUACCUAUUAAUUUUUCAAAAGAAAAACUUUAAACUGUAAAAAAAAAAAAAUGCAACUAAAGAUAUUUUUAUAAAAAAAAUACAAAUAAAAUAAAGACCUUUCUAAAAUAAGAAAGUCAGUAAUGUGAAUUGUUCCACACACAUUGCAUAUCAAAAACUACAGUAAUAUCACUCAGAGAUUUGAAUGCUUUUCUUGGCAAAUCCCAAAUUACUCAAAGAUUUCUUGAUUGACAGAUGAGGGGGGAUAACUGUAUUUAGCCAGGGACCAUCUUUCCUCAUCUGGCGUGAUUUGGGUCUCAUGGAGGAUUGGCCCCCCUGGUGUCUGCCCCCCUCCUCCUCUCGGCACGGGGCAGGGGCAGAUUGACAGAACAGCAUGGGGGCAAGCGCCGCUGUGCCAACAGCCCCCCCACGCUCUACCUGAUGUUUUUAACAAAGGCUUCCAUCUCACCAACUCUGCUGCCGAACAUCGCCCAGCCAGCUUCAACCCACCCCGGCUCUGGAACAAACAGACUUUGAAACCUGAUCGCAAGGAUGUUGGGAACAGAUGCACAGACGCUGGGAAUGAUGCAGCGUGUACGGCUGUACUCAAAGAUAAAAUGUCAAACAUUUUUCAGUCGGAGCCCAAGAAAUUGGACAGUUGUUAGUGAGCACCUACUUGUAAUUGACAGGAGGAUAUUGGGGGCUUGUUUUCUAUUAUAUAUAUAUAGACUGGGGCUAGUUGUCACACUUUUUUACUUCAGUGAAUAUUUCUCAGUGUAGGUUUAUCUUUGGGAGUCAAUUCAAUAAAAUCUUGGCUAAAAUAAAUGAAUUUAAAUAAAAUGUAGCUACUGUCAUGGC
Molecule: messenger RNA, 3762 nt
Organism: Megalobrama amblycephala (Wuchang bream)
Lineage: Eukaryota; Metazoa; Chordata; Actinopteri; Cypriniformes; Xenocyprididae
Product: protein phosphatase 1 regulatory subunit 37
Exons: 11
Coding region: 394-2040 (548 amino acids)
Molecular function (GO): protein binding
Source: RefSeq, a predicted model, not a curated record